AUGGCGACGAAGACGAUGACCAUGCCGAAGCACAAGCUUCCAAAGAAUAUCAAGCUACCGCCAGAGAACGAGCGAUACAUGAGGGCCUGCUCCGAUAUAGCAAAUGCGCUGAUCCAGGACUACGAAGCGCAGCGAGAUAAUAGCAAGUCGAAGAAAGAUAUCAAUUUGAACAAGCUGCGGGGCACAAUCGCAAAAAAGCAUUAUCUGAGCAAUCUGCCGCCCUUGACAGCUAUUAUUGCUGCUGUUCCGGAGCAUUAUAAGAAGUAUAUACUUCCAAAACUGAUUGCCAAACCGAUAAGAACCUCCUCUGGAAUCGCUGUAGUUGCGGUUAUGUGCAAGCCUCAUCGAUGUCCACACAUUGCAUACACAGGGAACAUUUGCGUCUAUUGUCCGGGUGGCCCAGAUUCGGAUUUUGAAUAUUCUACCCAAUCUUAUACUGGCUACGAACCAACUUCCAUGAGAGCUAUCCGAGCCCGAUAUGAUCCUUUCGAGCAGGCGCGAGGUCGAGUUGACCAGAUAAAAUCACUGGGGCACAGUGUGGAUAAAGUGGAAUACAUCAUUAUGGGUGGCACGUUCAUGUCACUCCCUGAGGAGUACAGAGAGACAUUUAUAUCACAGCUCCAUAACGCACUUAGCGGUUACCAGACUGAUAAUGUGGACGAAGCUGUGCAGGCAGGAGAAAUGAGCAAUAUUAAAUGCGUUGGAAUCACAAUCGAGACACGACCGGACUACUGCCUUGACACCCAUCUUAGCAGCAUGCUUCGGUACGGCUGUACCCGUUUGGAAAUUGGAGUACAGAGUCUCUACGAAGACGUGGCGCGAGACACAAAUAGAGGGCACACUGUAGCUGCUGUGGCAGAAACGUUUAAACUAUCGAAGGAUGCCGGAUUCAAAGUGGUCAGCCAUAUGAUGCCUGAUCUCCCAAAUGUCGGAAUGGAGAGAGACCUGUUCCAGUUCCAGGAGUACUUCGAGAACCCUGAUUUCCGGACCGACGGCCUUAAGAUAUACCCAACCCUUGUUAUUCGAGGAACGGGCCUUUAUGAACUUUGGAGGACCGGCCGGUACAAGAACUAUACCCCAAAUGCUUUGAUCGAUAUUGUGGCCAGAAUCCUCGCCGUCGUUCCUCCAUGGACCCGUAUUUACCGUGUACAAAGAGAUAUUCCAAUGCCACUCGUCACAUCUGGCGUAGAGAAUGGCAACCUACGUGAACUCGCUCUCAGCCGAAUGAAAGACUUUGGCACCACCUGCCGUGACGUGCGUACCCGAGAAGUCGGCAUCAAUGAAGUAAAGAAUAAAAUCCGACCAAACCAGAUAGAACUUGUUCGACGCGAUUAUACAGCAAACGGAGGAUGGGAAACAUUCCUUGCCUACGAGGACCCAAAACAAGAUAUCCUUAUUGGCCUUCUCCGACUACGAAAGUGCAGUUCCAAGUACACCUUCCGGCCUGAGCUUACAGGCCAACCAACUAGUUUGGUACGAGAGUUACACGUUUAUGGAUCCGCAGUCCCUGUUCAUGGCCGUGACCCCCGCAAGUUCCAGCAUCGCGGAUUUGGAACUUUGCUAAUGGAAGAAGCUGAGCGUAUUGCUCGGGAGGAGCAUGGAAGUCGCAAGAUCAGCGUUAUUUCUGGCGUGGGUGUACGAAGCUACUAUGCCAAACUAGGAUACCACCUUGAUGGAGUAUAUAUGAGCAAGAUGCUUGAUCCUCCUGAUGAUACCGAGGAUUUCGACUAG
Molecule: messenger RNA, 1731 nt
Organism: Trichophyton rubrum CBS 118892
Lineage: Eukaryota; Fungi; Ascomycota; Eurotiomycetes; Onygenales; Arthrodermataceae
Product: elongator complex protein 3
Exons: 2
Coding region: 1-1731 (576 amino acids)
Biological process (GO): tRNA wobble base 5-methoxycarbonylmethyl-2-thiouridinylation
Cellular component (GO): nucleus; cytoplasm; elongator holoenzyme complex
Molecular function (GO): iron-sulfur cluster binding; acyltransferase activity, transferring groups other than amino-acyl groups
Source: RefSeq, a predicted model, not a curated record